Molecule: messenger RNA, 461 nt
Organism: Racocetra fulgida
Lineage: Eukaryota; Fungi; Glomeromycota; Glomeromycetes; Diversisporales; Gigasporaceae
Source: the annotation of a GenBank genome assembly
GCUCCCUCCACAAAGGCUCUCCUACAGAGGCUCCUCCCAAUGAAGGUUCUUCUAACAGAAGCUUUUUUGAUAAAGAUUCCCCUGAUGAAGAAUCUCCAAACAAAAGUUCCCCAAGCAAAGGUUUACCAAAAGCUUUCCUGAAUGAAAGUCUCCCAAGCAAAGGUUCACCAAAAGCUUCCCUAAAUGAAAGUCCCCCAAGCAAUGGUUCACUGAAUGCUUCUUUGAAUGAAAGUUCCUCAAGCAAAGGUUCACUGAAUAAAAGUCCCCAAAGCAAAGGUCCAAGCAAAGGUCCAAACAAAGGUCUAUUAGGACCGUGUUUUUAUUGUAGAGGUGCUCACUUGCUUGUACUUUGUUCAAAAAUUCAUCCCAGCCUAAGAGGUUGUUGUAUAAAGUGCUGGUCUCCAGAACAUACUGUGAAAAAUUGUUCUCUCCACUAUGCCCUUCCCCAACCACCUAUGUAG